AUGUCUAUCAAACCAACAAGAGACAGUAAGGCAAGAAUAGGUUCGAAAGACCAUGCCCCGUCUUCAUUAGGGUCACUACUUGAUACAAGUAAGUCUUCGGUCUCCCUCGGUAACCUAGAGAAGCUUGAUCUUGAGCUAUUACAGCUGUACCAGGAGUUAGCACCUACACAAAUAGAAAUCAACUCGAGAACAUACAUAUUUGAAAGAAUUAAGAAGGUGAUAGUCCGUGAAUUUCCAAAUGCCGAUGUUAUGCCCUUUGGAAGUCAUACCACGGGCCUAAUUAUUCCAUCAAGUGAUAUCGAUAUAAACAUUCAACUUGGUACCAAUACCGACAAAGAAUAUUCUAACAAAUACUUAUCAAAGAUAAGAAGCCUUAUGAUGGGUGUAAGCUUUAUCAAGAAAGAAACUUUGUUCCACAUUAAGAAAUGCAAAAUUCCUAUUCUUAAGUUUAGAGAUAGGAUAUUUGGAUUUAGAAUAGACAUUUCUGUGAAUCAACCAAACGGAGUUGAGGCAGCAAAAUUUGUGAGGUAUACGUUGAAGGAGUAUCCUUAUAUGAGAGUAUUUGCAAUUUUGUUAAAGCAUUUUCUUACCAUAAGAAAUCAGUCGGAUGCAGCAACUGGAGGGCUCAAUAGUUACUCCCAGUUCCUUCUUCUUCUAAGCUUCUUUCAGCUGCAUCCGCUUGUUCAGGAGGGCCAAGUUUCCCCUCUUAAGAAUAUCGGUGUCCUUUUCAUGGACUUUUUUCAGUACUAUGGAUGUAGCUUCCCAUACAAGAUUGCAAGGAUUUCUGUGAAUAAGGUAGGGUAUGUGAAGAAUAAUACAAAAACAUUAUCCAUUGAAGACCCGACAGAUCCUGAGUGUGAUGUGGCAGCUGUUUGUAGAAAUUCGCAACUGAUUCUUGAGAUAUUCCGCUAUGCAUAUAGAUCGAUGAAUGCUGCUCUUAAGAUGAAGAUUCCGGCACAGAAGUCCCUAGCCUCUUUGUGGUUCAGGAAGGAAACAGAAAGUAUUAGGCAAAGAGAAGAAAUUGGGAGAAUAUACAGAAAAAAAAUCCUGAAACAUCACAAAAAAUAG
Messenger RNA from Encephalitozoon romaleae SJ-2008, 1068 nucleotides. RefSeq names its product DNA polymerase sigma. Gene Ontology annotation, cellular component: TRAMP complex; nucleolus. NCBI's taxonomy places the organism in Eukaryota, Fungi, Microsporidia, Unikaryonidae. The transcript has a single exon. The record is from RefSeq and is a predicted model, not a curated record. The coding region runs from base 1 to 1068 and encodes 355 amino acids. Gene Ontology annotation, molecular function: poly(A) RNA polymerase activity; mRNA binding. Gene Ontology annotation, biological process: RNA 3'-end processing.